AUGGCCGAAGAAGGGUUUCCCGAUAACGAAGUGACCCUCCACGAAGGGCACGACGAUGACGAGUGGAGCGGCAAGGACGUGGAUGAUGUCAUGGGGAGAAAGACAGCCUUAACCACUGAAAUAAACGCGUUGCGGUGCAAAGUCCCGGACUACCAGGCUCAAAUCGCCGAAGAGGACUAUCAAAUGGAGCAAUUGGAGCAAGAGCUCAGUGAGAUCAUGCUGAUGAUUGGUCCUAUGGAAAAGGCGAGAGAUGAUGAGCUUGAGAAACUUCUGAGCCAGAUGGCCCUGAUCACCACUGAGAUUGAAGCUGAACAUAAUGAAAAAAUCAACAAGCUCAUGGAAGAUACCGAAAAGCAGUCCCAGGCCAUGUUUGCCGCUUCCGCUGCUCGCGACACCGAAAUCAAAGAGCAGUUGGAACGAGAAAUCAGGGAACUAGAGGAUGAGCUCAAGGCACUUCCUCAACAACAGAAAACUCGUAUCGACGAAGUGCGGCGUGUUAAACAAGAACGCCGCCGACUGGGGAUAAACUUACUUGCUCAAGAGUUAGCUACUCUCGAUAGCAAGAUCGCUAAUGCCGAUAAAUCAAUCAAGCAAAAUGAAACUAAAUACAAGCGCAUGCUGGCGAAGAUCAUGAUGGCCGAAGAUGAGGUGCUCAACCUUGAAGAGCUGCUACUCGCUGUUCAACGGGAACAUGAGGCCCAACAACUGGAGCUUACCCAAAUGAGGGAAGGUUUGAAAGAGAAGAAACAAUAUAUCAGUGAUACGAAAACCAAAAUAUCCGAUACUGGUAACCAGAUUGACUCCUUGGAACUGGAAAUUAUCAAAUUAAACGAGCUCUUGAUGGCGCUGGAACUGAAGCGGCGUACCUUGCACAAUGAGCUUCAAGAACUCAAGGGCAACAUUCGCGUAUUUUGCCGCGUGCGUCCUCAAGACGGAAUUCAGUUCAAUUACAAUGUUCGUUCUGCAUUCGAAGAAGGCAGCGAAGUGUUAGCAAUUACUGACGGGGUUAAGAACAUGGAAUACCCAUUUGAUCGUGUGUUCAUGCCUGACGCACAAAACCUGGAGAUCUUUGAUGAAAUAUGGCAAUUGGUUCAACUGCUGAUGGACGGCUACAAUGUCUGCGUGUUUGCUUAUGGUCAGACGGGUCUGGGAAAGACAUAUACAAUGUCACAUGGUAGCGAUGGGAUGAUUCCUUUAUCAAUUCAACGAAUUUUCCAACACAUGGACGAGAUCUCUCCCCAGGGUUGGCAAUACAAGAUAUCAGGUCAGGUUCUCGAGAUCUACAAUGACAAUAUCAUCGAUUUAUUGGUGAAAAAUGAUACCGCCAAACACGAUAUCAAGCAUGACGACGUCAAUGGAGUCACCACUGUGACCAAUCUUACUACUAUGCCGAUAGCUCUGGAAGCCGAGGCUCGCAAACUUAUACAAUUGUCUAACCGUCACCGGCUGGUGGGGCUGACAAAGAUGAAUGAACGAUCGCUGCGCUCGCAUCUGGUAUUCAUGCUCCAUUUGGAUGGGGAGAAUUCCAAGACGGGCGAGCGGCUGAGGGGCACGCUAAACCUCGUUGAUUUGGCUGGGAGUGAACGGUUAAACCAGUCUCAGGCUCGUGGCGAGCGGUUGAAGGAAACACAAGCAAUCAAUAAGCUGUUGCUGUCGUUGGGACAAGUGAUCGGCGCUUUACAUCGUCCAGGAGGACAUGUUCCUUAUCGCAAUUGCAAACUUACUUAUUUGCUCAAGAAUAGUUUGGGCGGCAACUCCAAAACAUUGAUGUUUGUCAAUGUCUCCCCUCAAUUCGCCAACUUUGGCGAGCUGGCAAACUCGUUGCGAUUUGCAACCGAAGUUAACAGCACUAAGUUAGGGUCUCCCAAGAAGCGCGUGGCUAUAUAA
Diutina rugosa is the source of this 1887-nucleotide messenger RNA. It is a transcript of the gene KAR3, whose product is annotated as Kar3p. The transcript has a single exon. Gene Ontology annotation, biological process: microtubule-based movement. The record is from RefSeq and is a predicted model, not a curated record. Gene Ontology annotation, molecular function: microtubule binding; ATP binding; microtubule motor activity. Bases 1 to 1887 code for a protein of 628 amino acids. NCBI's taxonomy places the organism in Eukaryota, Fungi, Ascomycota, Pichiomycetes, Serinales, Debaryomycetaceae.